AUUUAGGGUGGUAUCCAUCAAUGAAAACUAGCCGAUUUAGGGUGGAAUCCAUUAAUAAAUAGAAGAAGAGCUGCAAAAAGAAUAUUGGAUCACCAAACUGAACCUAUCCUCAUCAACAAUUCAUCAUCCUCAUCCCAAGUUAGGGUGCCUAUAUCUAUGCACUCAUUCAAAAUCACACCAUUGAUUUUUCUUACUGAUCUCUUCCCCUGCUUCUAAAUCCGUCCCCAGAUGCAUCUAAAAAGCCUCUGUUUCAUCCUCCCGGCGGAUGAGUCUGCAGAGCCGGUCGACCACGACAAGGUCUACAAGAAAGCGGCCGCCGGAAAAGUAAGUCAACCAGAUUCCCCUCGCAGAGGAUGCGGUGGACAAGCCUUUGACUUCGUCAAACAUUCCCUCCAGAGAUUCUUGGCCGCCAAAAAGCAGUUUUCCGGGCAGUUUCACGACAUAGACGGCGUCCAGAUGGUGGACAACAAAGUGGGCACCGACAACCCAAGAAUCUUCAGCUAUUCCGAGCUCUUUGUCGGGUCAAACGGGUUCUCGGAGGAUCAAGUGCUGGGAAGCGGCGGGUUCGGAAGAGUCUACAGAGCGGUUUUGCCCAGUGAUGGAACAGAGGUGGCCGUGAAGUGUUGCCUAGCGGAGAAAGGAGAGAAAUUCGAGAAGACGUUCGCGGCGGAACUUGCGGCGGUGGCUCAUCUCCGUCACCGGAAUCUAGUUAAGCUCCGGGGAUGGUGCGUUCAUGACGAUCAGCUCUUACUUGUGUAUGAAUACAUGCCAAAUCGCAGUCUUGAUAGAGUACUGUUCAGGAAAAUGGAGAAUCUUUUGGAUUGGGAGAGAAGAAAGAAGAUCGUUCGUGGCUUAGCCGCCGCACUGUUCUAUCUCCAUGAACAAUUAGAGACUCAGAUAAUCCACAGAGAUGUAAAAACCAGUAAUAUAAUGCUCGAUUCCAGUUUCAACGCCCGGCUUGGCGAUUUCGGCCUCGCCAGGUGGCUAGAACACUCCCAAACCAGAACCCCUUCUUUCCAAAACCACCGUUUCCGGUUAGCCGAGACCACGAAAAUUGGAGGGACGAUCGGAUAUUUACCGCCGGAGAGCUUCCAGAGGCGAGGAGCCAUCGCCACCGCGAAAUCUGACGUGUUCAGCUUCGGAAUAGUGGCGCUCGAGGUGGCGUCAGGUAGACGAGCGGUGGACCUCACCUUCCCGGACGAUCAGAUCGUUUUACUCGAUUGGAUCCGACGGCUCUCCGACGAGGGAAUGGUUUUGCUCGCCGGCGACGGCCGGCUGCUGGAUGGUUCUUAUAAGCUCGUCGAAAUGGAGAGAUUGAUUCAAAUUGGGCUUCUUUGCACACUUAAUGAGCCCCACUCAAGGCCCAACAUGAAAUGGGUCCAGGAAGCACUCUACGGAGAAACCUAUGGGAAAUUACCAAACCCGCCCUCCUUCAGAUCUCACCCUCUCUACAUCUCGUUCUCUUCUUCGUCGUCUUCUUCCUCAUCCUCUAGCUCAGAAAAUUUCGUUUCUGCUUCAGAAACAGUGUAUUAUUCCGCAGAAUCGGAGCGUUCAACCAUUUCAAAGAACAAUCGCUAUGACGGAGGUUUCCCCGUGGUCGAUACUCCGAGAGAAUUCACCUGGAAGGAGAUCAUCGAAGCGACGGACGAUUUCUCGGAUUGGCGAAGAGUUGCAGAGGUUGAUUUCGGGACAGCUUACAAAGGUUUCAUCGACGGCCAACAGAAGAUUCUGGUGAAGAGGUUGGGGAUGAAGACAUGUCCUGCUUUAAGAAUGAGGUUCUCUAACGAGCUCCAGAAUUUAGGACGGCUUCGACAUAGAAAUCUGGUGCAGCUCCGUGGAUGGUGCACGGAGCAAGGGGAGAUGCUGGUUGUCUAUGACUAUUCUGCUAACCGUCUUCUCAGUCACCUCCUUUUCCAUCACAAACCUUCUAUCGAGGGGCAAACCCUGCUCAGGUGGCAUCACAGGUACAACAUAGUCAAGUCGCUUGCGUCCGCGAUUCGGUAUCUCCAUGAAGAAUGGGAAGAGCAAGUGAUCCACCGGUGCAUCACAUCCUCAGCCAUCGUCCUUGAUCCAGACAUGAACCCUCGGCUUGGCUCCUUCUCUCUUGCUGAAUUCUUAUCCAGGAACGAGCACG
Molecule: messenger RNA, 2134 nt
Organism: Cuscuta epithymum
Lineage: Eukaryota; Viridiplantae; Streptophyta; Magnoliopsida; Solanales; Convolvulaceae
Source: the annotation of a GenBank genome assembly